GUCCUGUCCUUUGCAGCCCGCUCCAUUGCUUCCUUCAGCGCCCUCAUCUUCUGCGCCUGCUAUGGUGUCGCCGCUUCUAUUGUCUUGCGCCUCGUCGGCUAUGGCGGUCUGAGCCAGUGGACCACGGCGCGCGCCUUCAAGUGGACCAUGUGGACUCUCACUGGUGUCGAGUUCAAGGUCACCGACAAGUACGGUGGUCUGAAAGUCCGCCCGGGUAUCCUCAUCGGUAACCACCAGACUGAACUCGAUGUCCUCAUGCUUGGCUGCGUCUUCCCACCCUACACCUCGGUCACUGCAAAGAGCAGUCUGAAAUGGGUCCCCUUCCUCGGUCAAUUCAUGGCCCUCUCCAAGACCGUCUUCAUCAACCGCACCUCUCGCUCUGCCGCACUCGCCGCCUUCUCCCAAGCCGCAGAGACCAUGCACUCUGAGCAACAAUCCGUCUUCAUCUUCCCCGAGGGCACUCGCUCCUACGCAAACACGCCCACCCUCCUCCCAUUCAAGAAGGGCGCUUUCCACCUUGCCGUCCAAGCUCAGGUCCCCAUCGUUCCUGUGGUCGUCGCAAACUACAGCAACAUUCUGGAUGUCAAGAGGAAGAUCUUCAACUCUGGCAGUAUCCCUGUGUCGAUUUUGAAGCCUGUGGAGACCAAGGGCUUGACAAAGGACGAUGUGGAUGCCCUGGUCGAAAGAGUGAACAAAGACAUGGCUGAGGAGUUGGUCAGGAUCACACAGGUUGCU
This is a messenger RNA of Aureobasidium pullulans EXF-150, 735 nucleotides long. RefSeq names its product 1-acylglycerol-3-phosphate O. Gene Ontology annotation, biological process: phosphatidic acid biosynthetic process. Gene Ontology annotation, molecular function: 1-acylglycerol-3-phosphate O-acyltransferase activity. The annotation marks the transcript as partial. NCBI's taxonomy places the organism in Eukaryota, Fungi, Ascomycota, Dothideomycetes, Dothideales, Saccotheciaceae. The record is from RefSeq and is a predicted model, not a curated record. Gene Ontology annotation, cellular component: endoplasmic reticulum; membrane. The transcript is spliced from 2 exons.